AUUUGUUUCAAAUUGGUUCUUUUCCCUCAAAAAUAGUUUGUUUUCAAUAUUUUAGCUUUUAUUACGCUAUGGUGAACUGAAAAAAACAUAUCAAAAUGCGGCGCAGUCUAGCGCCGAGCCAACUCGGCUCCGGGGAUAGUGUUUUUAAAAGCCCUCUGCUAAAUUCGUCCAAACGCAAGAAGCGAGAAUGCACGAAGACAGUCGCACCUCGAACCCUCACUCAAUCCAUGUCUGCAUCAGACCACGAGAACUUAAUCAAGCAGAUAUUGAGCAAGCCGUUCAGAGUGCCCAUCCCGAACUACGUUUCGUCAUAUUGUAGCAAAAGUUUAGGGUUAAAACGCACACAAGUCAGACGAGCGUUACACGACCCGGAUGAGCCGAAUGCCUUGGUCCUGUACCGCCCUCCACAUAUACCUGAACAUGAGAAGAUGAAAAUGAACCCGAAAGACAUUAGAGUCGCUGUUGUGGUCGAUCCUGUGCUAGGAAACAUACUCAGGCCGCAUCAGCGCGACGGAGUCAAGUUCAUGUACGACUGCGUGACCGGACAACAAAUAGAAAACGCCUUCGGCUGUAUUAUGGCGGACGAAAUGGGUCUCGGGAAGACUCUCCAAUGCAUAACUUUGCUAUGGACAUUGCUAAGACAGAGCCCGGAGUGCAAACCUACCAUUUGUAAAGCCAUCAUUGUGUGCCCGAGCAGUCUGGUGAAGAACUGGUAUAAUGAGAUCCAGAAAUGGCUAGCUUCGAGGAUUAACGCUUUAGCUAUGGAUGGAGGUUCUAAAGCAGACAUAAUCUUGAAGCUACAGCAAUUCAUGAACACAUACUCGGCCACUAGAGUUGCUACUCCAGUGCUGAUCAUAUCCUAUGAGACGUUUAGGAUAUACUCCAAUAUACUGCACUCAUCAGAAGUGGGCUUGGUUCUUUGUGAUGAGGGUCAUAGAUUAAAGAACAGUGAGAAUCAAACAUAUCAAGCACUGAUGGGUUUGAAAGCUAAGAGAAGGAUUUUGAUCUCAGGCACACCUAUUCAGAAUGACUUGACUGAAUAUUUCAGUUUAGUUCACUUUGUCAAUGAGGGUAUUUUAGGAACAGCACAGGAAUUCAAGAAGAAAUAUGAAAAUCCAAUUUUAAGAGGCCAGGAUGCCUUAGCGACAGACUCGGAGAGAGAAAAGGCACAGGAAUGCCUAGCAACUCUCACAGGAAUAGUCAACAAAUGUAUGAUCCGAAGAACAAGCAGCCUGCUCACCAAAUACUUGCCGGUCAAGUUUGAACAGGUCAUUUGCGUGAAAAUGACGCCACUUCAGACACAGAUCUAUAAAAACUUCAUCAAUUCUGAUGCAAUCAGAAACAAAUUCUCAGGCAAUGGAGACAAGAAUACUUUGAGUGCCUUGUCGAGCAUCACAACACUCAAAAAGCUCUGCAACCAUCCUGAUCUAAUCUAUGACAAGAUCCUAGAAAGAUCAGAAGGCUUUGAAAAAGCUAAAGACCUGCUACCAAGCAAUUAUGACAUCAAAGAUGUAAAGCCCGAAUACUCAGGAAAACUAAUGAUUUUAGACUGCAUUCUAGCUAAUCUAAAAACAAACACAGAUGACAAGAUAGUCCUUGUAUCAAACUAUACACAGACUUUAGAUCUGUUUGAAAAGCUGUGCCGUAAACGAUGCUACCAAUAUGUAAGGCUGGAUGGCUCUAUGACCAUCAAAAAACGAGCUAAAGUUGUUGAAAGCUUCAACAACAAAGAAUCUAAGGAAUGGAUCUUCAUGUUAAGUUCUAAAGCUGGUGGCUGUGGAUUGAAUCUCAUCGGAGCAAACCGUCUAAUCAUGUUCGACCCUGAUUGGAACCCGGCCAACGACGAUCAAGCUAUGGCUCGCGUAUGGCGCGACGGACAGAAGAAACCUUGCUACAUCUACCGACUCCUAGCUACAGGGACGAUAGAAGAGAAGAUAUUCCAAAGACAAGCCCACAAGAAAGCCCUAAGCGACACUGUUGUUGACCAAAAUGAGGAAUCCCUAAGGCAUUUCACAUCAGAAGACUUGAAAGACCUGUUCAGAUUAGAAGAGAACACAUUAUCUGAUACCCACAGCAAGUUCAAAUGCCGAAGAUGUGUAAACAACAUCCAAGUUACUGUACCUCCGGAGAACUCUGAUUGUACAUCGGACUUAUCGAACUGGUAUCACUGUGCCGAUAAGAAAAGCUUGGCCGAUCUUGUUCUUAAGCAAUGCUGGGACCUUGCAAAGAGUAUAUCCUUUGUUUUCCAUCACCGUUCCGCUAAGACUGAAGCGCAGAAUGAAAUAGAGGAUAAAGAAAACGUACAGGAGAAAAAGAGAAGGAAGAUUGAGAUAGAUGAGGAUUAUUCGGAGCCGGAUGACAGUGCUGAUGAAGAUUAUGCGUAAUUUAGAUCAUGUGAUAUUUUGUUUUUGAUUCUCAGACACUUUAAUUAUUAUUUGUCAAUACUGGCACAUAUGUGGUAAUCUAGAUCCACACAGAGCGGCACGUCAGGAAGCAAUUUUCUCGCGCGGCAAACGUGCGUAAACUUGCCUCGGCCGAGGCACGUUUACACACUGGUUGUUUGCCGCGCGAGCACAUUGCCUCGCUCUGUGGACCCGGCUAAUGCUUCAAGAGCAAUAAGAUCUUUUCCAUCGGAAAUUGUAAAAACUCCUCUAAAGGAUAGCCACAUAUGUUAUGCGCGGAUAAAUUAUGUUAGAUUUUCAGUGACUUUUUCUUUUCUUUAGGCAGAAAUUAUGUUAUUAAAUUGUGCUUUCCGAGAGUUUUGAACUGCAUAGAAAGUUUUACCUACAAUAAUUUGAUGUUUUGUACAUUGGCAGUCCUAGAAAUGUGUAAAAACCUCCAGUGAGGGUUGUACCCUCCCCUCCAAAAUGAGAAAUUAUUGUUUGACAUAAAUUACUUGAAAUGUAAAUAAGUCUGUGUUAAGUUAACUAUUAUGAAGAGUGAUUAUAUUUUUGCAAAUUUAUAA
This is a messenger RNA of Leguminivora glycinivorella, 2965 nucleotides long. RefSeq names its product DNA repair and recombination protein RAD54-like (gene okr). Bases 96 to 2384 code for a protein of 762 amino acids. Gene Ontology annotation, molecular function: ATP-dependent chromatin remodeler activity; DNA translocase activity; ATP binding. NCBI's taxonomy places the organism in Eukaryota, Metazoa, Arthropoda, Insecta, Lepidoptera, Tortricidae. The record is from RefSeq and is a predicted model, not a curated record. Gene Ontology annotation, cellular component: nucleus. The transcript has a single exon. Gene Ontology annotation, biological process: double-strand break repair via synthesis-dependent strand annealing; reciprocal meiotic recombination.